CGGGCCUCUGUCUAACACCUCUGCAUGCACUAAAAAAUGAAAACAAACUUAAACUUUAAAGUAGUGUAUUAAUAAUUGUGAUAAAAAGUCUCAUAAUACUUUUGUUGCUAAUAUUAUUAAUUAAUAAUGUCGAAAAAUGCACACGUUGUCGACGGAGAAGCCUCCGAAUCAGAUUCAGAACUCGAAAUCGGCAGAACACCUGACUCGGAAAUAUCUUCAAACUCUAAAACGUUUGUGGUGACUGGAGAAGCAGAGGAGUCUGAUGAUGAAUCGAAGAUAAAACCGGCCGAUGAUCCACUAGAGAGAGACGUUCCUUUGAACACAGCCAUGCCGCCACACGCGCAUACAAAGGCCGACAUUUACAAUAGUCUACUGCAUCAGAAAUUGUGGGAAUGCAACGUUUCUCUCCGUGCGACCAUACAAGGUCUGGUUAGGCACACGACUGAGAUAGCCUCCAGUAAGCUGACGUAUGCUGACAAAACUCUGCUCAAUGUUCAGGAAAGCGUGCGAGCGACGAACGCUAACUUAAGCGUCGCUCGUGCGCGCCUUCGACAGAUACAGGCCGGUCUGGAGCGGGCCAACUGCGCGACCGCCCUGCAAAACGUCAAAAUCAAAGACGACAAACAAACAGCUUGAUCAUCACCCCACAGACACGGUCCACUGAGUUUCUCGCCGGAUCUUCUCAGUGGGUCGCGUUUCCGAUCCGGUGGGAGAUUGGUAGAUUCAGGAAAGCACUGCUCUUGCUAGGGCCAGUCAAAUCAAAUCAAAUCAAAUAAAAAAAAAUAUUCAACAUAAAUGAGAGUACCUACAUACUUGUUGAACGUCAAAAAGAACUACCGCCAAUUCACAAAAACUAGCCUCCGUCCUGAGAAGAACUGGCAACAAACUCAGCGGGCAUGUCUUUUUUUUUAAUAAUAGAUUUUUUUUUAAUAUUCAAUUUUACAAUGAAUAUUAUAACGUAACAAUUAUUACAAUAUUGAAAUGCCCGGAGCGAGCAACUCAUCCCCACUUUGUGCAAUCUUCUAGAUAAUGAUUGACUUUAUAGUAAGCUUUAUAGCACAGAUGUUCUGAACAUCUUGUGGGAUUUUGUUGUACAGGCGCACAGUGUUAGCAACACUCCGGUUUGAGCUCACCUACACGUCAAGGCAAAGCUGAAAUAGCCUAUCAAAGCUAUCAACAUAAGUAGGAAAAAAAUAAUAGUUUAAAAAAACUAAAACAAUAUAUUAUAUUUUAUACAAUAUUUUAUAGAAAAUCCAAACUAAAAAAUAGGAUUUUUUUUUAAUAAAUUUGAAUUAAAAAAUAGUGUAAGAAAAAAGAUUUUAUUGUAAAAAAAGCGUGGGGUGCAUGGUAUAGUCCUCGGCACGUAACUUGGCAAGAGUCGUUAGAUGCGCAGAAGUCGUUUUUUAGGUCUCUUUGGUUGUCAAGCGGGACGCGGGGAAAGACGUAGCACCGUUCCGAGCGCGCGAUUGGUGAGUCAGUCGACCCUCCCCUCCCACACCGCGUCCACGUUCCGUUCGCUCUUUUUUUUUUUUUUUUUUUUUUUUUUUUUUUUUUUUUUUUUUUUUUUUUUUUUUUUUUUUUUUUUUUUUAUGAUUGAAAGUUUACUGGUGGCCCGAAGGCCUUUCCAGUUUCACCAGGACAGGUGGGCGAGCAAAGGCUCAGCCAAGAGGGGUGGGAUUUGCUAACAACUGCCCGAGCGCCUCCGAAGGAGACCUAACAACUCAAGAGCAAUUGUUUCGCGAAUGAAUCUACUACCGGAUCGGAAUCGCGACCCGCUGAGAAGAUCCGGCGAGAAACUCAGCGGGCUGAUGCAUGGGUUAGGUUGCACGUCGACCUCUUUGUCGAGUUCGACGAGUACGGUUACCGGGGUCCCUAAGCCUGCCCCUAGUAUUAGAGCUGAAGGCAUCUAAUGCAAAGGUUAUUGGAUCUGAUGGAUCCGUAAGGACGUGUCUAGGGCGUCGACGGUGACUGGCUCCUGCAUGAUCAGGAUUCGGGGAGUAGUCAGCGGCGGCAACGAUAAGGCGAUUAUCAUGACGCAUAGCCUUAUCGAAGUAUCGUUCCGACGCUGACUUCAUGUAUUUCCGAAUUGAUUCGAGGCCCAGGUCGUCGUGUAGGUCAACGUUCCUCACGAACCACGGAGCCCCGACAGCUAACCUGCAAAAGCGGGAUUGUAGGGAAUCCGUUCGCUCCUGGUUACACAUGCGCCUACUAAAUUGUAGGAACCCUUUGUUUAUAUUGAGUUUUUGUUACGAGUUGUUAUUAUUGUUUUAAAUUUAGUUUUUGUUACGAGUGUUAUUCUUUUAAAUUUGUUUGCAAUGCCAGGGCCAAAUACCAAUGACCAUAUAGUCGAUUCAGUCACUGAGCGUUUUAUUAUUUACGCCAGUGACGACAGCGACUUCGUUAUGUCAACGAUGAGGAGCCAACUCCUUCCACCAGCUCAGGUGCUACUAUAAAUUUAAUCCAAGGGGUAGCACUAUUAGAAAAUGAUAGUGACGACGGCGACACAUAAUUUUUAAUAUUAAGUAUAUUUUCUUAAAUAAACUUCUUAACUUUUAA
Bombyx mori (domestic silkworm) is the source of this 2556-nucleotide messenger RNA. RefSeq names its product biogenesis of lysosome-related organelles complex 1 subunit 3. Bases 127 to 636 code for a protein of 169 amino acids. Gene Ontology annotation, cellular component: BLOC-1 complex. The record is from RefSeq and is a predicted model, not a curated record. NCBI's taxonomy places the organism in Eukaryota, Metazoa, Arthropoda, Insecta, Lepidoptera, Bombycidae. The transcript has 5 exons.